Messenger RNA from Cicer arietinum (chickpea), 1340 nucleotides. Its product is annotated as F-box protein PP2-A15. The record is from RefSeq and is a predicted model, not a curated record. Lineage: Eukaryota; Viridiplantae; Streptophyta; Magnoliopsida; Fabales; Fabaceae. Gene Ontology annotation, molecular function: protein binding.
UUUCCAAUAAUAUUCAACGACAAAGGAAUAAUCGAAUACGACGCCAACACACUGUCACCCUAUACUCCUUUUCAAUCCCUAACAACAUUCUCUCUCUGUUCCCAUCAUCAUCAUCAUCAUCAUCAUCAUCAUCAUCACCAUCACUAUAGUAUGGUCUGAGAGACUCAAACCCUCGCGAUGGGUGCCUCGCUGUCGAACCUUGGAUCCAACGGUUCGACCAUCGUUCCAAGCCUCGGCGACAUCCCGGAGAAUUGCGUCGCUCGCGUUUUUCUUCACCUUACUCCGCCCGAGAUUUGUAACUUAGCUCGUCUUAAUCGCGCUUUUCGCGGCGCCGCUUCUGCUGAUUACGUUUGGCAAUCUAAGUUACCUUCUAACUACCAACACCUUCUCCGUUUAAUGCCUACGGAACGUUGCCAGAAUCUAUCUAAGAAAGACAUUUUCGCUAUUCUAUCGAGGCCGUUACCGUUUGAUGACGGAAAUAAGCAAGUGUGGUUGGAUAGGGUUACUGGUAGGGUUUGCAUGUCGAUUUCGGCCAAAGCUUUGUCGAUUACUGGAAUUGAUGAUCGUAGAUACUGGACUUGGAUUCCAACUGAAGAAUCUAGGUUCACUGUUGUAGCAUAUCUCCAGCAAAUAUGGUGGUUUGAAGUGGAUGGGGAGGACGACUUUCCAUUUCCUGCUGAUAAUUAUACUCUCUCCUUUAGGCUUCAUCUUGGCAAAUUUUCCAAAAGGCUCGGUCGGCGCAUAUGCAAUUAUGAACAGACCCAUGGUUGGGAUAUAAAGCCAGUGAUAUUUGAGUUGUCAACUUCCGAUGGUCAACAAGCAUCAUCCGAGUGCUGCUUGGAUGAAACUGAGCAUGAUGGGACAUACAGCAAUCAUAAGCGAGGAUGUUGGGUAGAUUACAAGGUAGGUGAGUUUACUGUGAGUGGAUCAGAACCUACAACUAAAGUUAGAUUCUCCAUGAAACAGAUUGAUUGUACACACUCAAAAGGUGGACUUUGUGUAGAUUCUGUAUUUAUCAUACCUAGCGAUUUGAGAGACCGCAAUGGAGGCGGUUUUUUUAAAUGAUUACACAGAAUAGGGAUUUUUUUUUUACCUUGGUGAUGUCAAAUAUCCCAGAACACAGCUACACUUGUGAAGAAAGUUUAGAAUGUGGAGAAUAUAAUCUUUUGUUGGGUUUUAUUUUAUUUUUAUCUUUUUUUUUUUCUACAGUUAGCCCGCAUGUGUAUCUCUAGUUUUAUGUAAUCCCAAUCUCUAUGUAUUUAUAAGUCAUUUCCAUGUUAUAUAGUUUUGUCAGAUGAGAUUGAUAAAGAAUGAAGAAAACAAGCUUCGCCGAAACUUCA